This is a messenger RNA of Gryllus bimaculatus (two-spotted cricket), 4265 nucleotides long. The record is from the annotation of a GenBank genome assembly. NCBI's taxonomy places the organism in Eukaryota, Metazoa, Arthropoda, Insecta, Orthoptera, Gryllidae.
UCUUUGGAGACGUAACCGUCAGACACUGGCGGGUGGAAUAAUUUGAUCGUGCGUAAGAAGCCGCAAGAAGAGUGCGUGUUGUACUUGAUUGUAAGUGUGUGUGCAAGAUUUACGGGCGAAUUGCAUUCGUUAUUGUCGCUUCAGUGUGAAUAUUUUUUCUUUACGCAAAUUAACAGACGCAUUGGGCAGAAUUUUUUUUCUGAGACGAAAUUUGACAUUAUCGACAGAAGAGGUGGUUUGUUUUCUUAUUUGUAACAAGUUAUUGUUUGGAUCCACAACAUGUUAAGUGAUGAUCCGACAUUGGAACGGCAUUUCCGUGGACAUCGCGGAACCGUUACUGCUUUGGCUUUUAAUCCUGCGUCGAAACAGCUAGCUUCCAGUAGUGCUGAUUGCAAUUUAAUGGUAUGGAACUUCAAAAAUACCAUCAGAGCCUUCAGAUUUAUGGCACACAAAGCUGCUGUUACGGAUGUUUGUUUCUCUCCAACUGGUCAUCUGAUUGCUUCAUCAUCACUGGAUCGCACAGUUCGUUUGUGGGUGCCUACCAUCCAGGGUGAAGCAGGAGAAUUUAGGGCGCAUUCUUCUUGUGUUCGUUCUGUUCAUUUCUCUCCUGAUGGACAGCAUUUGGUUACUGCAUCUGAUGAUAAGACUGCCAAGAUUUGGGGUGUGGCACGCAAGAAAUUCAUUGCUACUCUCUUGGGACAUAAUAAUUGGGUACAAUGUGCUCGCUUCUCUCCUGAUGGACAAGCCAUUGUCACUUGUUCAGAUGACAAGACUAUAAGAUUAUUUGAUCACACGACUUCUCAGUGUGUUCAUACAUUUCAAGAACUUCAGGGUCAUGCUGUGUCUGUGGACUUUCAUCCCAGUGGCACAUGCAUUGGUGCUGCAAUGAACAAUGGAGUUGUAAAAGUGUACGACAUUCGAAUGCAUAAGUUGCUCCAGCACUAUCGUUGUCAUGAAGGUACUGUAAACAGAUUAGCUUUCCAUCCAUGUGGCAACUUUAUUCUAACAGCAGCUCAAGACUGCACUAUGAAGGUUCUGGAUCUCCUUGAGGGAAGGCCAAUCUAUACAUUACAGGGCCAUGACGGUCCUGUGACUGCUGUCACCUUCUCUGUCUCAGGAGGCUAUUUUGCUUCUGGUGGCGUUGAUCAGCAAGUCUUGGUUUGGAAGACAAACUUUCACAAGGAGCAUAUGCUCAUGGAGCAUCCCCAAGUGGAUUGUACUUUAAAAGAGUCUUAUUCAGAAGCAGCUUCUUUAGGUCACCAGGUUGAUGCUCGGGUAGCUGUUUCAAGUGAUACAAAGAAUUCGAAUGUUCAGGUUACAAACGUAGAAUCCACUCCAGCUCUUAUUCCCAGGCGAGACACCUUGUCUGACGAAGAAUCUUUCUGCAGUGUAUCAGGCACAAGGAAAGCAAACAGGGAAGCCCAGAGUAAAGAGGUGCCUAUCACCACACAACUAAAAGAUUUUUCACUUAAUGGUCGUGCUGGAAUUGAAAUGAACAAGGAUGAUGAUAUCAAGGGGAUUCUUGCACAUUUGUGCAGUCAAGUAGAAAAGUUGCAAAAAACUAUAAUGAUGCAAGAGAAGAGACUUUGUGCUGUGGAAGAUCUCCUGAAACAAACCACACUGAAUUCUUAGAUAAGUAGACAUUUGUGUUACUGGUAUUAAGGGUGUAUAUAAAGAAAUGCAGAUUGUGGUAUAUACAAGUAUUGGCGUAUUUCAAUUUUAGUACCAAAUGGUCUUGUCUGCCAGUUAGCAUCAAAGAUGCACAAUACAUAAAUCUUUACACAUUCACAUAUUAUAGUAGAAAUUCUACUCAUGUUGAAGAAUAAUAAUUAAGAAAUUUUGAUGCUUCCUUACUUCUUUUUAGAAAGCUAAUUCAUUUUAUCUGGAGAGGUAGCAUUAUAAAUGCAAAAUCAUUAUGUUAUUAACUCAAUUUUCAGAAUAUGGAGCUUCCUUUGUAAAAUAUUUGGUUUUUAAAUGCUGAGCAGUUUAAAAAUGUAUUUUUAAUCUCAAAUACUCAUACUGUGUGUGUUAGUGGUGAAAUAUGGGCAGAGUGAAUAUAUUGGAUUAGUUGUGCCCGGGAAUGGUUGUGAAGUAAUGCUGGAAAGAGAUAUUUCUUUUUUACUAUUUUUUUACUUAACAUGGUGAUGUUAAUCUUAACACCCAAUGUGUUUGGUAGUCAUAGCUGUGAUCGUUUAUAUUUUAAAUCAAGUUUGCUUCCAACUAAUUUGUAAUUAAACUGAUGGGAAUGAAUGUAUCAUCCAGUAAUCCUCAACCAGUUGCAAAGUCAUCAUAAUACUUGUGAAAUAAAUGUUAUUAAGAAAACAGACAAUAAUAUUUUAAAACAAGCUAUUAAGUUGAUACAUUUUAAUGUACUUGUAAGCUAAUUACAACCAAAAGAAUGUUUGGCAUCACUAAAUUUAAUCAUGAAAACAUUCAUUUACAUGCAAUCACUUCACUUCCAUCAUUUGUGAUUAUCUAAAAGUGAUAUGGGUUCAGAGAUCAAUGCACACACAAUUUUUGUUUCAUUUGUGAUUACUUGAAUCUGUUAGCUGAGCCUUCAAGUUAACUGAGGCAGUCAUCAGAAGAAGAAAAAAAAGCCACAAAGCAUUCCAUUGAAAAAUGGAAUAUCAUUGUGUAAAUACGUUGCUGUGGUAGUAGCAAAGUAAGGAUGAGCUCAUUUUAACAUCAAUUUAAGGAAUAUUGAGACUUUGCCAAUUUGAUAAUCAUUGGAUUCCUUGUCAAAUAAGAUUAUUCUUUUGUUGUUUUUUCAUAGCCAAAGUAGUGUCAGUUCCAAUCAUGAGUCCCUAGAAAUUCAUUAAAUUGUUUCUCGAGUUCUGACCAGAGUCCGAAAGUUCAGGCAUUUAUUUAUUUAAAGUAGGCAAGCAAAAAGGCAUUUAUUUUUACUGAAAUAAGCCUGGAAAAAGCAUUUAUUCUGGUUAAAGUAGGGAUGCAAAGAUGUAUGUAAACAAUGAAAAAUCACAUUUAAAAAGAAUUAUUGUGAAAAAAUAUAAUUAAAAUUCUUAUCUUAUUUUAAUCUGAAAUUUAUAUUAGCACGUAUAUGUAAUGAUAUUUUCCUUGAAAUCUUGAUUCCUCAUGACCACCUGAUAUGAUGACAAUGAAUUGCUUUUAUUAGCGAUUUUUUGAAAUGCUAAUUGUAAACAGUCUCUUAAAUAUUGAAAUGGGAUCAAUAAAAAUUGUAUUACAUUGUGUUCUAUGCAUUUGUGUAAUGCCUAGCCCAGAGAAGGGUAAACCAUAGAGAGAGAGAGAGAGCUGUCCUCAAAAGAAAUCAAAGGGCAUACUCAAAAGAAUAAUAGGAUUCUUCAUGAUCAGCAAAGCUUGUUGACAUCAAUGAAAAAAAUAGGAAAAUGAUACCAGUCAUUUUUUUCUCUCUUAAAUGUUUUUAACAUUAGCUGGCUCUGUAGCUUCUACUUUUACAGAAAGACUAAACACAAUUGUGCCUUGGUAUUGUCCAGGCUUGCAGGUAAUGUCCCGGCUUGCUUUUAAUUGAUGAAAAUCAGUGUCCAGAAGAAAGAAAACCAAAAUAAUUACAAAAAAGGAUGAAAAAGCAAAAGAUAAAUGUAGGCAAAAUAUAAAAAAUAGACAUCAGAAGCUAAAAUUGGCAAAAUGAAACUAUGAAAACUUGUACAAUUAAGUGAUUCCUAUCAUUAAAACUCAUAGAAUCGUAACGGUAAUAAUACUGCUACCAUGUUUCAAAACUUCUGGUUAUGACUUUUCACAACAAUAGCUUCAAACAAACAUUGGCAAAAAUAUUGCAAAUAUUUAUUGUCUUAUAGUGCCUUCAUGAAGCACAACACGAAAAUCUAAAUUGAAAAAUGCAUGGUCAGCUCUCAGAAUUCAAAGUAGAACUUGUAAAAAGCAUAGCAAAUGUACCUCCAUUCAAACAUCUGUACUGGUAAUUGUGAUUCACAACUGAAGAUUCUUGACCAAGAUUCAUGGUAACUGUGCGGGUGACACAAAAUGAUGAUGAUAGGGGGUGAAAGGACGAACACAAUACAACCAUGCCCGAGGUGGGACUCGAACCCGCGAUCCUUUGGUCUGAGAUUGCUACGGCACUACUGCCUUCUGAUUGCCAUCUGAACCGGCAAUUUGUUUUUGGUAUUUGGGAAUUAUUGCACACUGGUAAGGAUUAAUUGAAACUAAUGUAGGAUAAUACAUUAUUCCAGAUCAGAAUUUAAGUUGUAUGUUUUGCUCAGUGUAUAAACAGUAUUUAUUAAAAGAACAUAAUAUGUUAUCAGUGAAAGAGC